Musca domestica (house fly) is the source of this 13105-nucleotide messenger RNA. RefSeq lists its product as uncharacterized. NCBI's taxonomy places the organism in Eukaryota, Metazoa, Arthropoda, Insecta, Diptera, Muscidae. Bases 2410 to 11469 code for a protein of 3019 amino acids. Gene Ontology annotation, molecular function: RNA polymerase II cis-regulatory region sequence-specific DNA binding; zinc ion binding; DNA-binding transcription factor activity, RNA polymerase II-specific. The record is from RefSeq and is a predicted model, not a curated record. The transcript has 7 exons. Gene Ontology annotation, cellular component: nucleus. Gene Ontology annotation, biological process: regulation of transcription by RNA polymerase II.
GUUGCCAGAGAAGGACGUACGUACGGAUAUACGUUCGUAACGGGAUUUUAUUAUUAUUCUCUUCUUAUUACACAAAGUAAAAAAAGAAAAAAAAAACAAGAAACAGAAAAAACACCAAUAACAAAGAAAAUCAAAAACACAACAAAAUAAAAAAAAUAACGAAAACAGAUAAAAAAAACGAAAACACAAAUGUUGAAUUGAAGGGAGCAGCAUUAAUCAAGAAAAAUACAUAACAACAACAAAACGCAAUAAAUAAAUAAAUAUAAAGCGAAACGACAAAAACGUGCUAAUCAUUUUACAGUAAACCGAAAAUCGUCUUUUAAAUAAUGAAUGAAUUUAUAACGAAAAAAUAACAACAACAACAGAUGUAUAGCAAAUAAUUGUUCUUUCAAAAGUGUGUCGUCGUCUCAUAUUUUUUUAUAAUUUUUUUUUUAAUAAUUUAUUUAAGUGUUUAAUUUUUUUACGGUUAAUUUGUGGUGUGUCAACGAAAACGAAAAUGUGACGAAAAUAUAAAUUGUGUAAUUAUUUAUUUUAUAAUGAGAAAAAAAUAAAAUAAAAUAAAAUAAAAUAAAAUAAAAUAAAAAAAGGAUCUAAAAAAAUUUCAAAGUGAGAAAAGUGCACGCGCAAAAUUCUUUCAAUGAAAUUCGAGUGAACGGAAAUAAAUAACAAGGAUAGCAAAGAGAAUGUGAACAAAUAAUACAAAGAGAAAGAGAGCCAAAAAGAGGUUAAAAACCAUAUCCUUUGACCAUCUCACACAACGGCAGACAAAUGUGAUAAUUAAGGAUAUAACCAAAAGCAAAAAAAAAACACAAACAAACGAAUAUAACCCGAAAAAGGAUGCCUUUUGGCAACAACAAGAGCUAAAAUAAGCCAUUUUCACACAAAGCCAGCCAACAAAAGGAUCCCACAACCCAAACAUAUCAUUAACACUGGAAAAGGAUACAUAUAGAUUUUUUUUAUAUUACACAAAUACACACACUCACACAAAUACCCCAGUCCCAGAAAAGUUGGCCUAAAUAGGGAGCCACCAAAAAAAAAAAAAAAAAAAACACAGCAAAUGUCCUUUGGGUCUGGGAACCAAGAAAAAGCAAACCACCAGUCAAGGGGGAUCCUUGGAGUUAAGGAAUUUUGUGAAUGGGAAAUUUAUGUGGAGAGCAAAACUAAAACCAAAAGCUAAGGGUCCUUUAAGUAUUCUGCCUAAUAUAGUGGUGGUCCUAUCACAACAACCCCCAGGGACAAGCAGAUUUUGAACCGACAAAUUUUGAGGAAACACAAACAAAGACUUUUGUUUCUCUGGCAGGACUCCUGGAAACUAUAAAAGCCAAUAGCAUCAACAAGGAUUGCCGUUCCAUUGUUGGCCUCAAGGACACAUCAACGUCAAAUCUUGUCCCCCCCGCCACCACCAACUAAUCAUCAGCCAGCCAACGGAAUGUAUGCCCCAAUAGAGCAACGAUAUCGGCCACAUCAUCAUCAGAAACAGCAGCAAAGGACAAACGAACGACUUUAUUAUGGCUUAAAGUGGCAAGCGAAACCAUAGACAACAACAGAGCCACAAGGAAUUCCUAAAAAAAAGGAGGAGGAGAAAGGGAAAAUGCCAACGUCAUCAUCACAAUUCCAAAACCAAUGAGGCGAAACGUAUAGGACGAGAAAAAAACAGCAACCAAACAAAAGGAGGAUAAAGGAAAGCUCCAAACCAACCACCGCCACACACACACACCCACUUGCGGAGCAACAAACAAGUCCUUGACAGGAACAAGAGAAGAAAAAAAAAACAAAACAAGGAAAAGGCAGGAAUAACAGAAAAGGAGCCACUGUUGCUUUUUAAUAGCAAAGAUACUCCCCCACACACACACACAUCUCCACCACCUCCUUCCCCUUCCCCUCUCAUGAUGCUGAGAGGGAUACAUUAAAAAGCAGAGAUGAUUCUUAAUUGAAUGGGGACUUUCGUUUUUCAUAUUUUGCCACACGAGGAAGAGGAAGCACGCCAACAGCCACAACAACAAAGCCAAGAAAAUCAGCAGGACAUAAGAACAAAACAACAAAAAUAAAAUCCUUAUUUUCUCCCCCCCACCAAACUCCAGCUCCUUCAAUGAGCAACAAUAACAACAACAAGAGAUUAUAAUCUUCAGCAAAUAUUUCUCAAGGAGCAGCAGCGGAUUCCUGCUCAACAGCCAAGCAACCCAAAGUCUUGGGGAUUUCUUUUUUCAAAGGCCACCCCCCACCUCACUCAGCAGGUUGAUUUAUUGAAGGCAUACACUUUAGAUAUAUUUACAUAUAUAUUGAGAUAUAUAAGUAUAUAUACGAACACAUACACCCGAACCCGCACACACACACAUAUUUUUUAAUUGGAAUAUAGCAGUGAACACAAGGAGCAGCAGCCGGCCAGCCAGCCAGUAAAAAAAAGGAAAUAUGGCCAGACGCAAAGGAAGCGGAAGAGGAAAAUCCACAGUAAAUUCACGCAGUAAAUCUACCUUGGAAAAUGCACGUGAAAAACUAAGAGAUGAUCCUGGCGGUACAAAAAAAGAUCAGACGGAAACGGUAACGAAUCUUAGCAAUAUGGAAGCUACAACAGCAACAACGCCAGCAGCAACCACAACAACAAAAUAUUAUAACAAAACGAAGCUUCAACAACAGAAUAACAAUAAUCAACAGUUACCACAAAAUAAAAGUACAACAGCAACAACAAACAGCGGUAAGAAAGCCCAACAACAACAACAAACAUAUCGUGAUUUAGAAGAUAGGCAAGAACCACAAAAGAAAUUAACAGCAAAGCAAGCUAAACAAGCUGCCAAAUUGGAAGCUCAACAGAAGCAGCAACAGCAAAAUGUCAAAAACGCUGAUAGCCAGCAACAGCAGCAGCGACAACAGCAACAACACAACAAAAAUGUUUCCAAAACGGUAACCUCGUCCGUUCUGGAAAAGGAGAAAAGUAUAACUAAUUCAAAUUUACCUGCCACCACAACCAACAUUGCACCACAGCAACACCAACCAACAACAGCAACCACCACCACCGCCAAUAAUGCCAAUAAAAAUAUUAACAACAAUCUAAAUGUUGCUAAAUCCUCCACCAGCGCCUCUGUCACGACCACAAACAACAGUGGCAGCAACAUGGAUUAUGUGAAUAGCAUUAGUAAUAGUUCAAAUUUCAAUAAAAGUGAUACUACAACUAGCAGUAAUAGUAAUAAUAAGGAACAAUUAUCAAAUCCAACACCGAACAGCACUAGUGAUAAUUUCAAUAGCGCUGGCCCUGGUACUGGCACUGGCGCCACAGGGUCGGACAAUAACUGGAGUAAUUCCAAAUAUCUACACAAGAAAUUCAAACGCUUGGCAAGUACAACGGAAACAGAAGGGGGCGUGGGACAGGAUGCAGAAAAGCUGAGAACCACCUCAAUAUCAUCGGCCAGUUCAUCAGUGUCAUCGCCGCCACCACCACCAUCAACUCCGGCAUCAGCAAUUGUACAGCCUCAAAAUGAAACAACGAAACCUGCCCAUGAAACCAAUCAGCAGCAGCAGCACCAUAAUUUACAAAAUGGCUAUUUGAUUCGACAGGAAGUGGUGGACAAUGCUGUUUUACAAAAUAAAAUCUUGCUACAAAUGGCCCAACAGCAACAGGUGGUGGCCAACAACACGUCCACGUCCAAUAAUCCUGCAGAGCUAUCAAAUGGCCCCAAUUCGUCUGCCUCGUCGGCGACAGCUACAAAUGCCAGUGGUGGCAGUGGUCGCUAUAUUUGUCCCUAUUGCAACUUAAGCUGUACCAAACCAUCAGUGCUACAAAAACACAUUAGAGCCCAUACCAAUGAGCGUCCUUAUCCUUGUGAUAUUUGUGGCAUUGCCUUUAAAACCAAAAGUAAUCUUUACAAACAUUGCAGAUCUCGUUCCCAUGCUGCACGCCAGAAAGGCAUUGAAGUGCCACCCGAUGCCGAUGAUGGUCUAUCAGAUCAAGAUGUGGACCCUGAGUUAAGUAACAGCAGUUCGGAAAUGCUAAGUCGCACGGAUUCUCCCAUGGAGGAUGUUGCCAUAGUCUCACAAAUACAACAGCAGCAACAACAAAUGAAUGAACCUCAUACGCUGAUACCGACGCCCAUGAAUUCAAAUUCCUCAAUUGGAGCCUCGCCGUUACCGUUACCAGCAUCACCUGCCUCUCGCGGGUCUGCCCAUCAGGCGGGAACCCAACCGCAGCCAAGUCCCAUAGCGCAUCAACAACAACAGCAACAGCAUCAAAGUCAAUUGCCCUUGGGUUCACCAGCAGCUGGAACUUUGGCGCCAACCAGUGCCACAAUAAACCAAAAUAAUGUUGGCGGCAGCAACAGUUCCGCUGCUAAGCAAGCCAUCGAUUAUAAGCCAUAUAAACCAAAAUUUCAUAAUGCGGCCUUGUACAACUCGCCAAAAGAGGCUGCAGCAGCAGCCGCUGCUGCUGCCACCACAAACAUUGUAUCUGCGGAAACUAAUCCUACGCCCGCAGCUAAUACAAGAGGGGAAUUUGUGGCAACAUCACAACCCCCACCUCAAACUAAACAACCUGAAAUGGGAAUUGUAGCCGGAUCUACCGGUGUAUGCCUGCCACAGGCUCUGAAUCAUCAGCAAUACCAACAACUCUUAAUUGAAGCACAAAAAUAUGCUUCGUCCCAAGUUGGCCAUUCACCGGCCGCGCCAAUUGGAGGUGGAUCAGCAGCAGGAGGAGGAGGCCAGCCACCCUCCUCUGUACAACACCAACUUCAUCAUCAUCCCACAUUAUCCCCCAGCACCCAAAUCAAAUUAAAUAAUCACAUUAGUAGUCAUCAGCUGCAGCAGCAAUUGCAACAGCAACAACAACAACUGCAUCAAUUGGCCCAAGCACAAGCAGCACAACAUCCACAUCAUUUGUUGGCUCCACCUCCCGCAAAUGCUCUGUCAUUGCCCCUGGCAGCGGCUGCAUAUUAUUUGGGCCCGCCACCUGGAGCCUUUUACAAUCCCAUGACUGUGGCCCAUCAACAGGCCUUUGCUUCGUUGCAUUUAAUGACGCAACAAGAGCAACAACAGUUCCGUCACCAGUUACAAUUGCAACAACAUUUGCAGCAACUUCAACAUUCCGGUGUCAUAACACCAGCGACAGUGGUGGCUGCUCCCCAGCCUCCACCACCUCCGUCUCAGCCCACACCUUUAAUCGCUGUUGCACAAUCUGGACCACAAACUGCCUCCUCUCCAUCGCCAGGGCAAAAUCACAUUAAAACACACACACCGGUAAUGGGUAACACCGGAGUCGUAAGGCCCACCCCGACCAGUGUCAACAACACCGCACUACAUCUUUCUAAACCUAGUCCAGCUGCAAUACCUGCCACCAAUGUUCCGCAACAGAGUCCUUUACAUUAUUUGGCCAGUGCUGCUUUAAACAGCCAACCAGUUGCAACCGUUGCAAAUAACAAACUAGCGGGGGAAAUUGUAUCGUCGGAACCAUUGCAACAGCAGCACCAAAUGUCAAAUAACGGCGGUCACCAGCGUCCUAAUGCAAAUCACAAUUCACAAAAUUCAAAUAAUGCCGGAGAAGUACCUUUGAACAAGGAAAACCUUCAUGAGCGCAUCAACAAAAUCAUAUCCCAAAAUGAGGCUAUUGUUGAGAACAAGGAACUGUUGCUACAAAAGAAAUAUCCAAAAACCUUAAAUCGUUCACGGAGUUUUACAAAUGCCAAUAACUCGGCUGCGUCUGGAUCUUCGGCGGGUAGCACGCAGACGUUGCAAAGCACAACAGGUGGACCACCGAGUGAAUCGCCGACAAAUGCCAAAUUGGCUCAGGUUAUAGUACAAAAGCAGCAAUUACAACAGCAGCAGCAACAGCAACAACAAUUGCAGCAACAACAGCAGCAAUAUUUAUACCAACAACAAUUACAACAACAGCAGCAACAAAUGCAAAAGCAGAGGCACAUGUAUUCUGAAAAAGUGAAUAUGGAAGAUGUUGUUUUACCCCUGAAUGGGACCUCUAAAAAUGUAAUGUCCAAACACCUGCCAAAUCAAUCGCAAACCCAAGCCCUUCCACCACAAUCCAACCAGCCACUAGCAAAUCAGGGUCUACACCCUUCCCAAAUGCAUCCAUAUCGUGGACCAAACUCUACGACAAACACCCAAGCUAAUUCCCAACAUCAAACUCCUGCCUCUACAAAUAGCCCUGCCAUGGCAAAUGUGCCCCUAAAUCUAUCGGCAAAAUCCAAGGCCCCGAUUGUUGUGGAGGAACGGAUUGAUUUGUCAACAUCGAAACAACCCCAAGGUCCACUGCCACAACAGCCGCCGCCAGCUACACCGCGAAAGCGACACUCCAUAGAACAAGCCAGUCAACCAACUGCCAUAGUAAAUCCGGUCGCCUUGAAUGAGGCCUCAAACUCUUCGAAUUCUAAUUCACAAGCUGCACAUCAAGCCACCGCCGUCGCCUCCUCCUCCAGCUCAGCACCAGCAGCUGGCAAAUAUGCUCCCAAUCAUUCCAUUAUCAAAAAUCUACUACUUAAUGCCCGCGGCUUGGCAGUUCCCAUGGGCGAAGGAGAAGAUGCCGUUUACAUAUGUCCCCUGUGUUCCACGGAAUUCCGCACCGCCGAAGAUUUACAAUUGCACAACAGCGCAUAUUGUCAGGGCAAUAAUAGUAGUGCAAAUUCUCCUGCCUCAUCACCAUCACACAAAUAUUUUCGCUCCAGUUCGAUACAUUCUCUGAAUAUGAGCGAUCUGAAAAUUCUUUCCAAGAAUCCCUUGUCUUUGGCCAAAUUGGCAUGGUCCCAAUUGAAGAUAAAGCCCAGUAAUUUGGUGCUCGAUCGCUUGAGUGCAUCGCAGGCGAACACAUCGAAGAGUAAUAGUAGCACAACAACCUCGGAAACCUCUACCCAGCCAAGCUGUUCCACAACAACACAAUUGGCUGCUGGCACCAGCAAUUCCACACUGGCCAACCAAUCGACAUCAACCAGCAGCAGCAACAACAGCGGUGCAACGGCAGCGAAAUCUCAUUUAGCCCUCAAUGAUAUACCAAUUAGAUUUGUUGAUGCCCCCUUGCCCUCACCAGGACCGCUAUUGGGUAAAACCCCCUUAGUUGACUAUACACCCAAUGACACCAAACACAAAUCCGAGGAAGUGAUCAUUACCAAAAUGCACGAUGAUCGUAUGUAUACCAAUAUGAACUUCAACGAACACCAUCAUCAUGCAACAGUUGUGGCCUCCUCCGCCUCCUCAUUGGCCAUCAAUAAUAAACGUUUGAAGUUUGAAACAUCUGCCAACAACAAACGCCUAACCAACAUUACCAGCGGUGGAGAAAUGCAACCCCUAAACCCCCUCGAACUCUCUAAAAAGGAAGAACGUUUAAAACGUUUUACCUCCUCCGGUGGCUGUAUGAUACCAUUGUCGGAAUGUGAUGAUGUCGACAAAAGUCCAAAAAUGAUAAGAACUCCACUGCUGUCAGGAGGUAGUUUCCAAGAAGUCUCACCUAAAAAGGAAACGAAGUUGCCUGUGCCGCUCAUCCAAGGUGCUCAGCUGACACCAAAACUAGCGCUGGGUUUGUCCACGUCGUCUUCUGGACCCCAGCAUUUUCAAUUCCCUCCCAUAAAUCAAAUAACAGCCUUCAAUCCGUUAACUUUGCCGCUAACGGAAAAGGUUAUUCCCUAUGUACCGGGUAUACCUGGACCCAAUAGUCUAACGCCACAAAUGCAUUUGGCACAACAGCCGCAGCAGCAACAACAGUUGCAUUUACAAGUGCCGCCCCAGCAAAAGCCAAGGACUGUAAGUCCAAACCGCAAACUAGCAUUGAGCCCCAAUGAACCGGGAACUUCCUCCAAUAAAUCCGUGACAACAUUUGGUGGGGUACAAAACGUGCCAAGUGAAUUCUCGAAGGCUCCACCCACAGCCAAUAUGCGCAAUGUCAAAAAUUGGAAUUCCACCAGCGGCAGCAGCAGCAACAAACUAAAUUUGCCAGUAGCUGCAGCUGGCGGAGAAGUAAAACAGUCAUCAAAGUCGUUCAAUUUUUUGCGAAUGGCUGAUAAUUUAAGUCCCCGCAAAUUAAUGGCCGAAACCGAGACCAGACAUUUCAAUUUGGAACGUGUGGCCAAGGAUCAGUUGAAUAUACAACAGCCUACAUCUGUUUCAAAUAUUGGUGGUGCCCAAGCACUGUCUCCCACGGCAGCUACUUCAUCAUCAACGCUUACACCCCUGCAUGUGGAUACCAGUCCCGGUCAGGUAGGCCCAAAUGAAUCGGCGAUAAUAAUGGAAAGCAAACCUAAAUCCAAGUUCUUGAGACCAACCAGCUUGCCACUAAGGCCAGGCACAUUUACACCCAAACGUCACCAUGGCAUAACACCUACAGCCAACACCUUGCCUCUGAUAUCGCCCGAAACACCAAGACCCUCAAAGGAAUGUGUACAAUUAUAUUUGAAUGGCAAUUCCUACACCUAUUUGGGUCUGAAAUCGAGUACGAAAACAUUCUAUUGCACCCUCAACUGUCCACAGCCCUCGUACGUCCAAGACAUGCAUAAGUUGUCAAUGUACAGCAUGUGGCAACAGUGUGCCGAAAACAAUCCCCAUCCCUUGGGCUUGAAACCCAAAGAAGUUAUGUCUUUGUAUGAUUCCAGACAAAAGGUGCAAAUCUACAAUAUGGCUGAGAGUAAGAAGCUGGCCUACACCGUGGUGGAUGCCCAGCAGAUGGUCAUGACGCCCUUCCUAAGUAGUCAGGAUAAAUUUUAUCAUCAUCAAUUGAAACGCGUUGCUGUCAGUGAAGAAGAAUCAGCUGCCAAUAAAGAAGAUAAUAAAUCGACUGCUGUUGAGCACAGAGAUUCCAGCCAAAUGUCAAAUAAUUCCGCCUCAACAUCCUCCUCCUCUUCGCAAACUCUGGUCGGUGGUUAUGAGUCGAACGAAAACUACACCUACAUACGCGGAAGGGGACGUGGCAAAUACGUUUGCUCCGAAUGUGGCAUACGUUGCAAGAAACCUUCAAUGCUUAAGAAACACAUCCGUACCCACACCGAUGUAAGGCCCUAUACCUGCAAGCAUUGCAAUUUCAGCUUCAAAACCAAGGGUAAUCUUACCAAACAUAUGCAGUCUAAGACCCACUACAAGAAAUGCAUUGAAUUGGGUCUCAACCCAGGCCCCAUGCCAGCCGAUGGCGAGUUUUUGGAACCUGAUAUGGAAUUUGACCAGCAAUCAUCCACGUCGGCCGGUGGUAGAACUUCCUCUAUGGGCAAUGCUGAAUCGGAUACAGAUGGCGAUUCAAGUGAUAACGAAACCGAAAGCAGCAAUGAAUCGGAUUCAGCUGCAGUUACCCGGUCGAGUGUUCCCAGUUCUGUGGCACCACCAAGUAUAACAGUUAAUGCUGCCAGCGAAGAUAACAAAUCACAUUUGGAACAUGAAGCAGCCAGAUGUUUGCUCUCGCUAUCAAUGACACCUCCCAUACACAGCCAGUCCACAGAAACGUCUGCCCAAAUGGUGGUGACAACUGUAAUGGCAACAUCCGCCACAGCCACGACAACAACACCAUCUGCCAUACGACGAGUCAUCUCCUAUACAUCACCGAAGCCGCCAUUUGACUAUCAGAAACAAGAGCAAUACUAUUCGAAUCCCGAGGAGGCUAUGCCCAAAAAUAAGGCAAUUAAUAAUUUCGAAGCAGCGCCAAUGGACCUAACUAAGCCGCGUAGCUCGGAUGUGAGUGUUACAACAGUAAACUCUCUGCCGGCGACAGUAUUGGUCCAUGCAUCUUUACCGAAUAGCAGCAGCAACAACAAGCAACCAUCUUUGUCCUCAUUACCAGGUCCCGUGCAAACACAGGCCCAAAUUGACGAUGUCAUUUUCGGUGGUAAUCGUGACGAAUCGGGGCUCCUCAAAACAAUGAUAUCGGUUUCAUCCAAAGUGGCCCGCAGUCAACCUGGCAUCUCUGAGGAGGUAAGGAAUCUCAAUGAAGAUAUGAUGUUGUAUGAUUAUCGUCGUGAACAAACCCUGCAAUAUAACAAAAUCAAACAGACCCAAUUGAGUCGAAGUCUGGCCAGUACAGCGAAUGAAGUGGCGACGACAACAACUAUGGCCUCUUCCAAUGCAUAUGUCAACGCUAUGUCAUCAUCGACUGCCACAACGGUUACGCAAGUUUGUUGUAGCAUAAGUUCAGUGACGGCAACAGUGAUAAGUAGUCGGGACUCUGCCAUCGUAUCGAGUGGUGUGACGACAACACCAGCAGUAACCACAGCGGCCAUUAUGGGUGAAAAAAGUAAAACUGAAAUACCCGUGCAAGUGCCAAAAAUUGAAGUCGUUGAGCCUGUGGAGCAAAGUCCACGAACAAAAUCAAAUGAAGUAUCGUCCUCCGCAUUUCAUCCUGCCUCGGUCACAAACGUGGAGAUACGAAAACCACCACCUGCCAACCAGACCAAAACAUCAUCCGAUGAAAGUGAGGAAACCGAUGAUGAACCACCCGCCAAAAAACAUCUGACAAUGGGCAGUGAGGAAAAGAUUUCCGGCCACAAUUCUAAUUUACCUGCGGCGGUCUUGCAGCCAGGAACCACCGAUUUUUCGGGUGUACUUUCGGGAGGAUCAAACAGUAGCAGCAGUGCUGGUGGUGCCUCCUCCCAACUACCCACCCGUACCGUAAUUGUGGGCGAAGAUGGUUUUACCACAACGAACAAUGAAAUAUUACCCGUUCAUCCCAAGGUACCACCUUUGACCAAUGCCGAUGGCCGGCCGGUGUGUUCCAUCUGUUCGAAGACCUUCCAGAAACAACCACAAUUGAUAUUACACAUGAAUAUCCAUUACAUGGAACGAAAAUAUAAAUGUGAUCCGUGUGGAGUGUCUUUUCGUACCCAGGGACAUUUGCAAAAACAUGAACGAUCGGAGGCGCACAAGAAUAAGGUGAUUAUGACCUCAACAUUUGGAGUACCCACGACUUCAAAUCCGCGACCUUUCGAAUGUACCGACUGUAAGAUAGCAUUUCGUAUCCAUGGUCAUUUGGCCAAACAUUUGCGAUCCAAGACUCAUGUGCAGAAACUUGAAUGCCUGCAAAAAUUACCAUUCGGCACAUAUGCUGAAAUCGAAAGGGCUGGCAUAAGUCUAACUGAGAUCGAUACCAGUGAUUGUGAAAACUCACUGAUAUCAUUGCGUUUACUGGCCCAGAAGUUAAUUGAAAAACAUCCCUCCUCAAAAUUGGGUAGCUACACGACACCAUCGGGUGUGCAGGAUAAUAAUUCCAACACAGGUUUGGUGUCACAGGACAGCGCCUCGGAAGAUGGCUUCCAAGCGGCGGCCAGUGCGGCUGCAUCGGCCAUAGCUUCUUUGGAUAAUGAUAGUGCUGCAAAUACCCCACGGCGGGCCAAUUCCACCUCGGAAGAUGAAAGUAUUGCCAUGGCUUUGAAUAAUAAUUUGAAAAGACGACUGCCCGGCGCCUUUAGCAAUGGUGACGAUAGUGAUAAGGAUAUACAGGAUGACAAACGUCUGAGACAAGAUCUUGGCGGUAGCCAUCAAAUGCAAUCGGCGGCUAGUCCACCAGCAAACUGACAUUACAUUUUCGCCUAUCCCGAAAGAUGAAUAAUGUUUGCAUCGCCCCCAUCAUCAGCAUCAUUAUGACAAACGGCAACAGCAUCAGGUCUAUUUGAUAGCACCCCAAAGCCUAUUAUGUACAUGAAAAGUCCACAAUAUCAUAGGCAAAACCCCAAGAAGGAGGCAAUAAUUCAAGAUCAUACAAAUAUUUUGCCAUACACAAAUACCAGUUACCAACAGAAUUAUCAUACUCAAUAUUGUCAUUUGUCGACUUCCCCACCGUCAGCAACACUGAACCGCUAAAACUUGUUGAAUAACCCACUGUUUCUUUUUUUACCAGAAUCACAACUCUCAGGACCAAAUUUCCUUAUUACACAAAAACUUUAACAACAAUCCAAAAAUAAAAAAUAAAACAAACGAUGAAACCAACUCUCUACUCAUCAUAUCCCUACAAACAUAUCGUGUUGAACAAGAACAUUUAUAUAGAAAAAAAAAUCAAGGCUUUAAGCAUCUCCUUUAAAAAAUAAUAAAUUUAACAAGUUUUGGCUGGUAUUACUUGGGAUAAAAUGUCAUACACUCACCCCCACCACCCACCCCUUUUCUAAAAACAAAUCAACAAAUAUAUUUGAUAUGUAUAACUAUCAAAAAACAAAGCUAACAGAAAUAUAUCAAAACAUUUACACAAACACUUUUACAAAAACCUCUCUCCCCCCCAAAAAAAAGAAAAUUGAACCGGAAAAAUAUAUCAUUUUUGUAAAAAUGCUAACAAAGUAUAUUUCAAUAUUCUUAGUCUAUACUGUACAUUAGAUACUUGAUAACAAAUACUUUAUAAACUAUAAAAUUAAACUGUGGUACUGUUUUUGUAGAAAAAAUCGAUAGUCAUAAUUAAAAAAAAAAAAAAAAACUAAAUUUGAAAUGUUCCAAAGGGAAUUUUCUGUUUUAUAAAAUAAUUUAUUUUUGUCUAACAAAACAUCUUAAGGCUUCUUUAAAAUGUUAACUAUAUUAAUUUUCCCUUUCAUAUUUUUGUGAUUCAAAAGAAAAAAGUUAAUAAUAACAAUGAAAUAAUCAAUGUUCUUCCUAUGUUUUAUGAAAAUUUUCAAUACUUAUAGAAUUGUUAAACUUUUACUUUGUUUUACUCUUAUAUAUAUAUAUUUUUUUCUUUUUUAAAUACACUAAAGUUUAGUUUAAAAAAAGGAUUACAAGAAAAAAAAAAAAAAACCAACGAGACUACGAGACUCAUAUAUAAAAAACAUAUUAUUAUUUUAUUUUUAAACAACAAUUACACUGAGCUGCAAGAAGAAUAAUAUGUUCAAGAGGUGACCAGAACAAUGUGGAUUUUUUAGGAUUUAUUCUUAAUGUAUUUUUUUAGAUUUAUUCUCAUUGUCUUUUCCCAGCUUCCAUGCAAUUUCUCUUCUUUUGUUUACUAUUUCAAAUGAAAAACUAGGAAAAGAAAGUGGACUGUAGAGAAUUUCAUGAAUUAGUAUCAAAUAUAAUUGGUCUUUACUUGGCUAAUUUCUGAUUAUACAGUUUCUGUUAAAACUACACCAUGAAACCCCUACCUUAAACUUCUAAAUUUUUAAAUAUCCUCUUUUCUGCAGCUUUGUGUUAUUAUUGCCUUUUUAAAAAUUGUGUUUACAAAUUCGUCAAAAAACAA